AUGCUUAUUUUACGUCUCAUAUUUUUAAUUGUUUAUUAUUGGUCAUUGAAAAUAAUGGCCAAACAAGAACUAACUACAAUGGUUACAUUGGGACGUCCAUUUCGUUUGGGUAUGCUCUAUGAUAUGCGUAGUGAUAUGUUAAUUCCUGGCGUUACUCUGUGGGAUCCAGAAAACUUGAAUAAAAAUACAAGGAAAUCUAAACAAUCGAAGACUGACUUCGAAAUAAUCACUGAAGAUUCAUUUCAGAAAAAGGCACACGCUUUAGGAGUCGAAGCUAGUUUAAAGUUAAGUCUGGUUGGUGGUCUAAUCAACGUUGAAGGUUCUGCAAAAUAUGCUGAGGAUUAUCAAAAAACAAACCAUGUAACCCGUCUGACACUAAAAUAUUCAGUUACAACAGAAUUUGAAGAAUUAACAAUGAAACAUCUUGGGAUAGGUAAAUUGGAUCACCCAGAUUUACAUGAUAUAGAUCUUGCAACACAUGUCGUUACUGGUGUCCUUCAUGGUGCCGAUGCAUUUAUUGUAUUUGAUCGUACAGUAUCACAUAAUGAAAAUAAAAAAGACAUAAGUGGUAAAUUAAAAGUGAUGAUUGACAAAAUACCAUUGUUUACAAUCAAUGCGGAAGCUAACUUAAGUUUGACCGAGCAAGAGAAAAGUGUCGCUAAUAAUUUGAAUUGUAAAUUCUAUGGUGAUUUUCGUUUGAAUGCAAAUCCAAGUACCUUUGCUGAAGCUGUGAACCUUUAUCGCGAAUUACCGAUAUUAAGUAACAAAAGUGGAAACGCCGUACCAAAAAGAGUGUGGCUCUAUCCUUUAAGUUUAUUAGAUAAUAAAGCAAAUCGAAUCGUUCGAGAUAUUUCAUCGAAACUGGUUGAUUACUCAAUGUUAGUGAUGGAAAAUUUACAUUCCUUGGAAAUAGCAGCAUUAGAUUUAUCAAAUAGUGAGAUAUUUACACGUUUUGAUCAUAUGAAAAACCAUUUAUUGGAUUUUACCAUGCUAUUGUCGGGAUUCCAACGUGAUUUGAAAGAAAAGAUCGCAUUGUAUCUACCAAAACUACGUGGGAACACUAAUGUUGGAGAAUCUGUUUUAUUUGAUGUGUUUAAACAAGUUGAUUCAUCGCCAUUCAAUCAGCGGAAAUUAAAAUCAUGGCUCGAAGAAGAGCGACAAGUAAUUGGGUUACUUACAGCAUUGGUCGAAAAUAUCAAUAAACAUAAUAUCUCAAAUAUUAUGAUUAAAUCAUCGUCACUAGAUGGAGUCAAUUUUGACAUGAAAUAUGAUUACAUUUUCUGUCUUUCAUUGCGUUUCAUGGAAGAAAAUGAUCCGCAACUUAGUGACAUGCACAAUUAUCUAUAUGAUAACAGCAAUUUUACAUUGUCAACGAAUCCUCAAAAACGCAAAGUAUGGUUUAAAGAUCAUCGUGUUAUAGCAAAGAUUCGCAAAAAUUUACAACAAUUUGUAGAGUUUGCUAAAGCGAACAAUGUUGAAAAUGGAACAAUAAAAUUUAUUGUUGAUGGAGAAUAUUCAGUUGAUGGUGUUAAAAGCGCUGAACUUAUUCUCUACAGUGAUGGAUUAGAACAAGAAGGCUUUAUAAUACCAAGUAAACCGGAUGCACCGUAUGCGAAAAAUGUUACAAACAAUAGUGUUAAAUUAGGAUGGGCAGAUGCAGCUAAUGGAACCGAAAAAAUAGAGAAAUACAAAGUUAUGUAUUGGGAAUAUAGUGAUGAAACAUUAGUCGCCGUUUGUGCAUGUCCAUGUCAAAAUAAUGGUAUCUGUUCAGCUCCAAAUACAUGUACCUGUACAGAUAGUUGGACUGGUGCAACCUGUACAACACCCGUUUGUACAUCUCCAUGUCAAAAUAAUGGUACCUGUUCAGCUCCAAAUACAUGUGCUUGUACAGCUAGUUGGACUGGUGCAACCUGUACAACACCACUGCCAUUACGAUCACCUGCUGUUGAAAUUCAUUCAGAUGCAAAAUGGAAACAAAAUGGUAUCACUGUAGCUGGAGGAAAUGGAUAUGGCAAUGGAAUCAAUCAGCUCCAUGCACCGAAUGGUUUAUAUAUCGACAAAGAUCAAACGAUUUAUAUCGCUGAUCACAAUAAUCACCGUAUUGUGGAAUGGAAAUAUGGUUCAAUGAGUGGCCAAGUGGUUACUGGUGGAAAUAGACAAGGAAACGGAGCUAAUCAAUUAAAUGGUCCAAACGAUGUGAUGAUUAUCGACAAAGAGAGAGAUAGUCUCAUCAUCUGCGAUUUCGGAAAUAAUAGAGUUGUUCGAUGGCCUCGUCGAAAUGGCACUAAUGGAGAGACAAUCAUUGCGAACAUCUAUUGUACGGGUUUGACAAUGGACGAGAACGAAUCUCUCUAUAUUGCUGACUGGAAAAAACAUGAAGUGAGACGAUAUAGAAUUGGUGAUACUGAAGGUACAGUGGUUGCAGGCGGAAACGGAGAAGGAAACCGUCUCGAUCAACUCUCUAACCCCGAAUAUGUAUUUGUCGAUCGAAAUCAUUCAGUGUACGUGUCUGAUUGGGGAAAUCAUCGUGUAAUGAAAUGGGAAGUAGGUGCAAAACAAGGGAUUAUUGUAGCUGGUGGUGAAGGACAAGGAAAUAGUCUUACAGAAUUGAAUAAUCCUGAAGGAGUCGUUGCCGAUCAUUCACGUCUCAUUCGCGAAAGUAUUGUCCGUAAUUCACCAGAAAAAGUCGCUGAAGUUUUUGCCCAAGCGCGAGGUGAGUCGACGACUGGGUUGCUUCUUCUUGGACAUCUUAUAGCCGGUGGACAAGUAUCAAACACAUCUAACACAAAUAACAGCGUCAAUCCAGGAUGGCGUACUGCUCUCCUUCAUAUGGUCAAUUCUCAGGGUUGGUUAGAUACAACACCCGAAGAUAUUCAAGAAUACUUAGCUAAGGAAGUAACACGUAGAGCAUAUAUUUUAGACCAACUAUCGACUGGUUCACAGUCAAGUUGCUACACUAAUGAAGCUGACCCAAAUGAAGUAAAUUGGAAAGAAAACUUCUUCGGUUCACAAGCUAUUUAUAAUCGAUUGAAAGCUAUCAAAGAUAGAGUUGAUCCACUGGGGCUACUUGUUUGUAAAAAUUGUGUUGGUAGUGACGAUUGGACAUCAGAUUUCAACUGUCCGAUCACACUGAAUCCUUCAACAGCAUCAAAAUCAAUCAUAUUCAGUUUGACGUUGUCAUUCAUGGUGAUACAAUUUUUUCUACUAGUACAUUAA
Molecule: messenger RNA, 3216 nt
Organism: Rotaria sp. Silwood1
Lineage: Eukaryota; Metazoa; Rotifera; Eurotatoria; Philodinida; Philodinidae
Source: the annotation of a GenBank genome assembly